AUGGAAAUCGCAGAGUGUCGAAGCUGGUGCUUCGCUCCCUCUGGGCGCUCUCGGCCAUGUCCUGCUGCUCCUUGUCCAGAACAUCCUAAAAGGAGACAUUCCAAGGAUAAAAUUCCAGCUGUCAGAAUAAACAGAGGCAGACGAGCCCGUAGCCGGGGAGGAUUUGUUGUGAGCAGGAUCUGUGGGAAUCCUGGGAAUGCUGCGGGAUGGAGCCCGACACAGGAGCUCUGCAGGCUUUGUAUUCCCUGGUUUUUGCAUCCCUCCAGCUACUGCAUCCCCCCUCGAUAUUCCAACCACUCCAGCCCCGGUAUUUCAUCCCCCCAGCUAUCCCAUCCCCCCAGGUAUCUCAUCAUCCCCCCGGGCAUUGAAUUCCCCUCUCUGGGUGUUCCAUCCCCUCCUGGGUAUUCCAUCCCUCUUCGGGGACCAAAUUCCACACAUUUCUCCCCCCGGCUUUGUAUUCCCUGGCUAUCGCUUCCCGGUAUUUCAUCCCUCCCGGGUAUCGCGUCCCCGGGAUCCCGAAUCCCCCCCCCGCGUCCCGAAUAUUCCCCUGGAUCCCGAAUAUCCCUCAGGGUCCCAAAUAUCCUCCUGGGUCCCAAAUUCCCCCCGGGUCCCAAAUAUCCCCCCGGGUCCCGGAUAUACCGUCGGGUCCCGAAGCCACCCUGGGUCCCGAAUCCCCUCCCCCCCCCCGAUCCCGGAUAUCUCCCGGGUCCCGAAUCCCCCCCUGAUCCCGAAUCCCCUCCGGGUCCUGAAUCCCCCACAGGUCCCGAAUAUUCCCCCGGGUCCCGAAUAUCCCCCCGGGUCCCGAAUAUCUCCCCAGGUCCCGAAUCCCCCCCGGGUCCCGAAUAUCCCUCCGGGUCCCGAAUAUCCCGCCGGGUCCCGAAUAUCCCGCUGGGUCCCGAAUAUCCCGCCGGGUCCCGAAUAUCCCCCCGGGUCCCGAAUAUACCCCUGAUCCCGAAUCCUCCCCAGGUCCCGAGUACCCCCGGCUCCCGAAUCCCCCCGGGUCCUGACCCCCCUUCCCUCGGAGCGCAUCCCGUCCCUCCCCAUCUCCCCAUCCCGGCAGGGCGGCGCAUCCCUCCGGGUGGCCCCGUGUCGAAAGCGAAAGCGAAACCCUUCCUUGCCCCGGCGGGACAGCCCGGGCAGCGCCCCGGGGCCCCCUCGGAGCCGGAGCCCCUCCAGGCCGCGGAGCUGCCCCCGAGCCGCUCGAUGGCGCGGCCGCUGCUGCCGCUGCUGCUCUGCGGGACCUUCUCUCUGCUGCUGCUGCUGCUGCUGCUGCUCCGCGCCGCCGCCGACACCGGCUGCUCCCUGGGAUAG
Messenger RNA from Pipra filicauda (Wire-tailed manakin), 1311 nucleotides. Its product is annotated as basic proline-rich protein-like. The transcript has 5 exons. The record is from RefSeq and is a predicted model, not a curated record. Bases 1 to 1311 code for a protein of 436 amino acids. NCBI's taxonomy places the organism in Eukaryota, Metazoa, Chordata, Aves, Passeriformes, Pipridae.